This is a messenger RNA of Lodderomyces oxycetoniae, 864 nucleotides long. RefSeq names its product iron-sulfur cluster assembly protein. Bases 1 to 864 code for a protein of 287 amino acids. Gene Ontology annotation, molecular function: 4 iron, 4 sulfur cluster binding; ATP binding; ATP-dependent FeS chaperone activity. Lineage: Eukaryota; Fungi; Ascomycota; Pichiomycetes; Serinales; Debaryomycetaceae. The transcript has a single exon. Gene Ontology annotation, cellular component: cytosol. Gene Ontology annotation, biological process: iron-sulfur cluster assembly. The record is from RefSeq and is a predicted model, not a curated record.
AUGUCUCAGGAGAUACCGAAAUCGCUCGAUUUAGUUAAGCAUGUUAUUCUUAUUCUUUCAGGAAAAGGCGGUGUGGGGAAAUCGUCAGUAACUACACAAGCGGCAAUCACGUUAGUCAAUAAAGGUUAUCGCGUAGGAGUCCUAGAUAUUGAUCUAACAGGACCUUCAUUACCACGUAUGUUUGGAGUUGAAAUGAAACAGGUACGCCAAUCAACAAGAGGAUGGGUUCCCGUGCAAGUAUACCACAAAUCGGAUACUAAAUCUGGAGGUAGCUUGAAGCUCAUGUCAUUGGGGUUUUUGAUAGCAGACCGAGGUAAUUCUGUUGUUUGGAGAGGUCCUAAGAAAACCGCCAUGAUUAAACAAUUUCUCAAGGAUAUAGUAUGGAGUGAUUCUAAGAGCGAGCCGCUUGAUUAUUUGCUUAUAGACACACCUCCAGGAACGUCAGAUGAACAUAUCGCCAUUGCUGAAGAGUUGAGGUAUGCGCAGCCCAUAGAUGGUGCAAUCAUAGUCACUACACCUCAACAAGUGGCCACAGCUGAUGUGCGCAAAGAGAUUAAUUUUUGUAAAAAAGUGAAUUUCACAAUAUUGGGAAUCGUGGAGAACAUGUCUGGGUUUGUAUGUCCUUAUUGUUCUGAAUGCACCAAUAUCUUCUCCAGCGGUGGAGGGAAGGAACUAGCACAAAGCUUGGAUUUGACUUAUUUGGCAAAUAUUCCAAUCGAUCCUCAAUUUGUUGAGAUGGUAGAGCUACAGGAGGAUACAAAGGGGAAGAAGUUGAUUGAUUUAUAUGAGAAACUGGACUUGAAACCAAUUAUGAAUAAUAUAAUAGAAAAAAUAUUAGACAAAAAUCUACCGUCCCGGAUCUAA